Malassezia japonica is the source of this 1434-nucleotide messenger RNA. RefSeq lists its product as uncharacterized. NCBI's taxonomy places the organism in Eukaryota, Fungi, Basidiomycota, Malasseziomycetes, Malasseziales, Malasseziaceae. The record is from RefSeq and is a predicted model, not a curated record. The transcript has a single exon. The coding region runs from base 1 to 1434 and encodes 477 amino acids. Gene Ontology annotation, biological process: UDP-N-acetylglucosamine biosynthetic process. Gene Ontology annotation, molecular function: UDP-N-acetylglucosamine diphosphorylase activity.
AUGACGGACCUCCAAAGCCAGUACCACGCCGCGGGCCAGGGCCAUGUGUUUGCGUUCUGGGACAAGCUCUCGCCUGCUGAGCAGGGCGAGCUGACUGAGCAGCUCGAGAAGAUCGACCCGGCGCGCAUCAACGACACGGUCAAGGCCGCGCUCGCCGCCGACGAGGCCGCGCGCAACGAGAAGCAGGCCAAGGUCGAGGCGCCGCCCAAGGACAGCAUGGUCUCGACUGUGGGCGACGCGGCCGCCGCGGACAAGUACCGUGAGAUUGGUCUCGAGGCGAUCGGCAACGGCGAGGUCGGCGUGCUGCUCCUCGCCGGCGGCCAGGGCACGCGUCUCGGCUCGUCGGCGCCCAAGGGCUGCUUUGACAUCCAGCUGCCGAGCCACAAGAGCCUCUUUCAGCUGCAGGCCGAGCGCAUCGCCAAGCUCCAGGAGCUUGCGGCAAAGAAGUCGGGCAAGCAGGUCGUCGUGCCGUGGUACGUCAUGACCUCGGGCCCGACGCGCAAGCCGACCGAGGCGUUCUUUGCGGAGCACAACUUCUUUGGCCUCGACAAGGCAAACGUCGUCUUCUUUGAGCAGGGCACGCUCCCGUGCAUCUCGAAUGAGGGCAAGAUCAUGCUCGACGCGCCGUCGCGCGUCGCCACCGCGCCGGACGGCAACGGCGGCAUCUACGCGGCGCUCCGUGCGCCGCUCGCCAAGGGCUCGGACGCGAGCGUCGUGUCGGACCUCGCGAAGCGCGGCGUAAAGUACGUGCACGCGUACGGCGUCGACAACUGCCUCGUCAAGGUCGGCGACCCCGUGUUUAUCGGCGUCUGCCUCGAGAAGCAGGUCGGCGCGGGCGUCAAGGUCGUCCAAAAGACCGACCCGGCCGAGUCGGUGGGCGUCGUGGCGCAAAAGAAUGGUGCGUUCAGCGUCGUGGAGUACUCCGAGAUUCCCAAGGAGCUCAGCGAGGCGCGCGACGAGUCGGGCGAGCUGGCGCUGCGUGCGGCCAACAUUGCCAACCACUUCUACACGGUCGACUUCCUCGCGCAGCAGGUGCCCUCGUUCGAGGCCAAGAUGGCGUACCACAUUGCGCGGAAAAAGAUUCCCACCAUCGACCUGCAGACCGGCGAGCGCGUCAAGCCGGACACGCCGAACGGCAUCAAGAUGGAGCUGUUCAUCUUUGACGUGUUCCCCUUCUGCGACAAGCUCGCCAUCCACGAGGUCGAGCGCAAGGAGGAGUUCUCGCCGCUGAAGAACGCGUCGGGCACCGCGUCGGACAACCCCGAGACGUCGCGCCGCGAUUUGCUUGCGCAGCAGCGCCGCUGGCUCGAGCACGCUGGCGCGACGGUCAAGGGAGACGUCGAGCUCUCGCCCAAGGUGACGUACGCGGGCGAGGGUCUCGAGGCCGCCAAGGGACGCUCGUUUGACAAGACGGAGAAUGUCGAGUCGCUCUAA